UUCUACUCGCCCAAACGAUUGGUUUGCUAGUUCUUUUCAUAUUUAUGUCAUUCUCAUCUGGUGAAAGAACUUUUUUGAAAAAGCAAGUCAAUGUUGUGUGGGAAAAAUCAAAUUUAAUUCCAAAUYCAAAUCCGAUCGUACCGCACAGCACGCGUUGGAUCACAGUGCACCAUGUUCUUCUCCCCCGCAAUUCUCCUGCCCCUCUUGUCCACACUGUUGGCGGCAAACAAGAACCGCAGGACGACAAACAGCAAUUACCUGAAGAACACCCACCACAUGAUCUUGCAUCAAUUCGUCGACCAAAAACAAAAGCAAGAUUCCGAUGAUCAAUUGCCGAGCAUAUUUGAAUCCACAUCCGCCGUUUGGAUUGAUAUGGAAAACGUUCGCGGCAAGUCGGGAUUCGCACUCUCCCACAAGGAAGUCCUGGACAAGACAGAACUUUGGACAAAGCAUUUUGGGCUUGAGAACAGGGUGAUUGUGGUGGUCGACCAUGGGGGAUCGAAACCGACUGCCUUUUUCAAGGAAGACCAGAAUUUAGCGGUUGUCUUUUCUGGCAACAACUGCAAGGCUGACGAUGUCAUUGCCAAGGGCGUUGGGGCACCCUGUUUUCCGUUUUUCGGCUGGCAGGACGCCGACGAAAGUGCCGAUAGCAGUGGCACCAGUAGUCCCAGGGGGAAACAGCGGCGGGCGGGGGGUGUUGGCAAAACAAUUGUGGUCACGGCAGACAACGAAUUGAUGAGUCGGUGCCGCAGGGCUGCCAAGAAUGAGUACCAUCUUGUCAAUCCGCAAACUUUUUUGGACGACUUGGAAUGGGUGGCCAACGAGGUUAGGGAGCGAAAACGCGAACGAGAGCAGCAGCAAGAAAGUGACAGCAACGACGAAGAGUCAUCUGUAUCGACAGCAACUUCGGAAGCUCUGUCCUUAGAAGAAGAAUUCAAACUCAGUCGAUUGGAUACCGAAAUAAAACUUAGGGGGCAACUCAUCGAUGCCGAGGUUCAACUUGGAGACCGAAAGAGGAAGGGCAAAAACAUCACCAACAAGCGACGGAAGAAGCUUGAAGCCAGGGUCAAGAGUUUAAAGCGGAAACUGGCCUUGCGUGGACCCUCCCUUCUGGACCAGUUGACGAGAGCYGCGUCAGAAGAAGUGGGAUCCGAGGAGAGCGACGAACAGGAUGCAAAUCGCCUCCUUCGGGAGCAGCAAGAUCUGCUACUGGAGAAAUGGAGGGAAUUACAGUACCGACCACCACGAAAGGAGCAAACGGGCGAUCGCGUUAUAUAUGCUGAGCGCUUGCGACGAGAACUGGAAGCUGACGAACAAGUCACCACAGACAUGAUAGAGAUCGGCUCAAACGAAUCGGAAAGCGAAGCGAAAAAAUCUCUCUCCUCCGCUAGGCUCUUUGUCCAACACGUCAACGACGGAGAACUCUUUGCAACCACGAAGCAGCAAACUAGAAGCACGGCACGAGCAACCAUUAUAAACCUAGAGGAUGCCGUUUUAGCGAAACAGAAUGCACUCUUGUCCUCACCGGCGCCAAAACUUACGAAGGAGCAACGCUUAGCCUUGAUGACUAGUGGCCCUGUGGAACAACCAGAAGCCUCCUCGAAUAGAAGUGAGAACGAGAGCACCUACAAUCUUCCACCAGAUGUCACUGUUCCUUUGUCCCCAGAAAUGUCUACCAAAGAGCGUUUGCAGUUCAAGGUGGACAAGGACCUACAAACCUUGGACAUUGUCGUCGUGAGCGACACCCAUGGAUUCGAGGGACAACUGGGUGAUGAUCUGCCGAAGGGGGACGUUUUGCUCCAUCUGGGAGAUUUCGCGUUGGAGGGUUCCACUGAAAAAGAAAGCCGUGGGCUCGCAGCCUUUGACAAGUGGCUCGCAAAGCAACCCCACGACUACAAGAUUGUGAUUCGGGGAAACCACGAUCCCUUCAAGGUUCACUUUCCGACCUCGAAAGCCCUAUACGUAACAAAUCCCACCAGCAUCAGCGUUGGAGGCUUCGAGUGUGCUUUGGUCCCACAUUGCAACGCCCGUAAGCUUAGUGCCACGAAAGGCCUCCCUCCGACCUGCGAUCUAGUGGCCUCUCAUGUGCCCCCCUUCAAGGUCCUUGAUCGGACCUAUUCGGGGAAGCAUGUCGGCAGCAGCUUUUUAAACAAUUUCAUCCGUGGCAUGGCCCUCGGACCUCCAAAACUUUGGCUUGUCGGUCACAUUCACGARGGUCGUGGGGUUGCAAAGCGUACGUUCGCGAAGAACGCGAAGUAUGCUCGAGAAACGACGGUCAUUAACGCCUCCAAUGCCAACAUGGGCUGUGCGACACACCUUGAACACGGUCCUAUUGUGGUGCAAAUCAACAAAGAAGAUUCGGAGGUCAAGAUUUUACAAAUGGACGAGAAAAACAUUAAUCGCAGCAUUGCUUCCGAAGCGAAUGCUGCCUUCUUUCGGCAUCCACCAGCAGCUGCUGAUGCUACUAAAAAUGACGACACAAC
Molecule: messenger RNA, 2483 nt
Organism: Pseudo-nitzschia multistriata
Lineage: Eukaryota; Bacillariophyta; Bacillariophyceae; Bacillariales; Bacillariaceae
Source: the annotation of a GenBank genome assembly